GAGGGGGCGUGUGCGGCCGCCGCCCCUACGCCUGCGCGGUGUCCGACCCGGCCGGAGGGUGCCGGCUGGAGUCGACGUCGUGCACUCCGGCAACGCCACCCUGGCUCGCUUUUCACUCCUCAGCGUGGAGUCGCGUCGCGUCCCCCUUAGCAGGCCUGUGGGGAGACAUUCAAAAAUUGAAUUCUGAGUAAAUCUAAAGAUAGGAUGGACAGUUAUUUUAAAGCAGCUGUCAGUGACUUGGACAGACUCCUUGAUGACUUUGAACAGAACCCAGAUGAACAGGAUUAUCUCCAAGGUGUUCAGAAUGCAUAUGAUUCCAGCAAGUGCGCAGUUUCUUCAGAGCUGGCUUCUUCACAGCCAGCUUCGCUGCUACCAAAGGACCGGCAGUGUGCUCACAGUUCCGCGUCCUCAGAAACGUGCUGUGAAGCAAAUGAGAUUUCCCUCAGCGAGAAAGCCCUCGAGGGACUAACAUCUCUGCAAAAUGAGAAAAAUGUCACAGGACUGGAUCUCCUUUCUUCCGUGGAUGGUAGUGCUUCAGAUGACACUCAGCCCUCCUAUAUGCGAUGCAGUAAGCCGGUCUGCGAUCUCAUAAGUGACAUGGGUAACUUGGUUCAUCCAACCAAUAGCGAAGAAGAUAUUAAGCAAUUACUGCCAGAUGACUUCACAUGUAGUUCAGACUCUUUGACUGGAUUGGAUUCCUCUGCAGUUUCGGAUACUGUCUCUGUCCCACCAGCAGACCACGGGAGUGGUCCUGUCACAGAAGAGCAGAAUGAUGUCAGCUCUAAGCUAGAGAAUAGAGAAAUUGGUACCAAAGAAUUGGGUAUAAAAGUAGAUGCGAUACUUUCAGACUCUUAUAAAUAUGGUGGAACAGAAAAUUUAAAGGAUGAAAAGAUCUCUAGUCAUUUAGACCCAGUUGUUGACUCUAACAUAACCUCUGUUUUGACUCAGCAGAGUUCCAGAAUUUAUGAUACCAAAGAUAACCUACAACACGAGAGCUUGCCUUGUGAAUUAUUAAAAGAUGAUGACUGUUUGGUGAAACCAAAAGUAGAUUUGGUGAAAGAUGAAGUGGAUAUGACAGUAGCAGCUGCCGCUGAAUGUUCAAAAGAAGGAGGCAGCACAGAUGCUUUGUCUUGUACAAGUCUUCCAAAAAGUGAAAGUUUGUGCCUAAGUGAUUCAAACUCAAAAGGUGAAGAUGUCAAAUUACCUGACUAUUCCUAUCAGGAAGAUAGAACUCCUGUGUUGAUAAGACCAUCUGCAAAAGAAGACUCAAGAAAUUUAGACUUCAGAGAUAAUGAUGCAAUCCACAGUUCCUUGUCAGCUCUACAUGUUUCCAGUGAAGAUGUACCCUCUGCUUUGUCCUGUCUUCCAGUACCUGGCUCUUUGUGCAGCUCAUUCACUGAAAGCAAAGCACAUGGUGAUUGCUUACCUCAGCAGGAACCCAGGGAUCAUAUACAAGAUACAGGGAUGGUGCAUGAAGAAACACAGAAAAGUGUUGUUCUAGACAGGGAGCCAGUCAAUCAUACUGAUCUUACAAAAGAGGAAAAAUGUAAAAAUACACUUGUUCAGCCAGUCUACGAAGAGAGGGGGGAAGGAAAGGUACAAUCUGAGCAGAUGGGAGUCAGACCUGUAGCUUUGAGUGGCCUUGGUCCCAACCAUUCCUCUACAUCUGCAGAACCUCAGCUGGAACCCCGAGGGACGGGUACCCCAGGCUGUCCUGCCAGUUGUGCUGGUCUCACUUUCUCAGGCAGUGACCUGGAUGGCCAUGACUUAGACUACUUCAAUAUUGAUGAAGGGAUGAAGAGCAGCACACUCAUUAGUGAUGCUGAGCUCGAUGCCUUCUUGACAGAGCAGUACCUUCAGACCUCUAACCUAACAUCUUUUGAAGAAAAUGUAAAUGAAUCAAAAUCUCAGAUGAAUCCGAUAGACCUGAAAGGCCUCGGUGAUGGAACUGUCAGUGAUAUUUAUUUCAGUGCUGAAGCAGGAGCCACUGGAGGAAGUGAUAGUAUUAAUGUGAUUUGUGAAACAGUUGAUAAACAGAAUACAACAGAAAUGGCCCUUUCUAUACCAGAAAAAAGCAAAAUUCCCAUUGAACUUACCAGCAAGUCUGAGACGACAAAUGAGCUACCGGUCUGUGAUGUUAGCAGCCAGUCUGCGCAUGUUGGAGGCGCAAGACCUAAGCAAUUCAGUAGCCUUGCGCCACGAGCAAGGGUGUCAAAGGAACUGAGUAAUAAGCCAGGUGCUCCUGCCGUGCCAGAAGGUGAGCCCAGCCUGGGAAAUGCCAUUAUGCCAACCCUGUGUCCUGCCGACCCUGCAAGGGAUGCUCAGGCCAGCUUCAACUCUAACUACAUUGAUUUAGAAAGCAACUUUGAAAGUGGGUCCAGUUUUUUAAUUCCAAGUGAAGAUUCUCUGCCUGAAAACACUUGCAAAGAAGGCUUGGUUUUGGGCCAGAAACAACCUACUUGGGUUCCUGAUUCAGAAGCUCCAAACUGUAUGAAUUGCCAAGUCAAAUUUACUUUUACAAAAAGGCGACAUCACUGCCGAGCAUGUGGGAAAGUAUUCUGUGGUGUCUGUUGUAACAGGAAGUGUAAGCUGCCCUAUUUAGAGAAGGAAGCCAGAGUGUGUGUGAUCUGCUAUGAGACUAUUAGCAAAGCUCAGGCCUUUGAAAGGAUGAUGAGUCCCACUGGCUCAGGCCCUCAGACUCAUCAUCCUGGGGACGGUGGCACCACCCCGCCUGUUCAGGAGACCCAGCCAACCAGUGUGCCUUCACCUACAGCUUUGCCCACCUCAGCACUGAAACAGCCAAGCGUUGAAGGACCAGGCUCCAGAGAGCAGAAGAGAGUGUGGUUUGCAGAUGGUAUCCUGCCUAAUGGUGAAGUUGCAGAUACAACAAAACUGUCGUGUGGAAAUAAACGGUGCUCUGAAGACUGUAGUCCUCCUUUUCCGGAUGUGCCCAUGACAGUAAGUACACUGGCUGCUGUGCUUGCCACCACAGUGGAGAAACCAGAUGGUGCGCUCGGAGACACUGAAAGAAAUGAGAGCUUUGGGAGUCCUGUCUCCUGUGUUCCGACUGUGGAAAAACUGCCUGCGAGCCCGGGAACUGAUGGGUUACCUGCUUCUGCUUCUCUUGCCCUGGCCGAUGACGUUUUUGCUCAAGUUGAGGUGCCAUCCAGUUCCCUGGAGGUCGCAGUGAACAGCAUUUUGCCCGUGGCUGGUGCUUCGGAUUACAGGCUACUGUGUUGCGUGGAUGGGCACUUUGGCAGGAAGGCCAGCCUCUUACCUGCCGAUGAGAACAGCCUGCCCCCCCUGCUGGGCGCUUCUGGAGAACAGGGGUCAGUGCCUGUGGUAGAAGAGCACCCCUCUCCUGAGCAGGUCAGCUCCCUUCUGCAGAGCGAAGGGUCUCCUCCUGCCACCUUCGUGUUGAAUGCCAAUCUGCUUGUGAAUGUCAGAUUAAUAUUUUAUUCCUCAGAUAAAUAUUGGUGCUUCUCAACCAAUGGCUUGCAUGGCCUGGGACAGGCAGAGAUUAUCAUUCUGUUGCUGUGUUUCCCAAACGAAGACCAAGUUCCUAAGGACAUUUUCCGGCUGUUCCUCUCCAUAUAUGAGGACGCACACAAAGGAAAAUACAUAGAAAAUCUGGAUAGUGUCACCUUCACCGAGAGUUUCCUCGGCAGCAAGGAUCAUGGAGGCUUCCUGUUUAUUACACCCACCGUCCAGAAGCUGGACUGCCUUCCCGUGCCCAACAGCCCCUUCCUGUGUGGGAUUCUUGUCCAGAAGCCCGAAGUUCCUUGGGCAAAGGUUUUUCCUAUACGUUUAAUGUUGAGAUUGGGUGUGGAAUAUAAAGCAUAUCCUGCCCCUCUAACAAGUGUCAGAGGCCGAAAACCUCUGUUUGGAGAAAUAGGACAUACUAUUAUGAACUUACUUGUUGAUCUUCGAAAUUACCAGUACACCUUGCAUAACAUAGAUCAGCUGUUGAUUCAUAUGGAAAUGGGGAAGAGUUGUAUAAAAAUACCUCGGAAAAAAUACAGUGAUGUGAUGAAAGUGCUGAAUUCUUCUAACGAGCAUGUCAUCAGCAUUGGCGCGAGCUUCAGUGCCGAGGCAGAUUCCCACCUGGUCUGCGUGCAGAGGGACGGCGCCUAUCACACGCAGGCCAGCAGUGUCCCCGGUCACCCGAGGAGAGUGACAGGUGCGAGUUUUGUGGUGUUCAGUGGCGCUCUGAAGUCGUCUUCGGGAUUUCUGGCCAAGUCCAGCAUAGUGGAAGAUGGCUUAAUGGUGCAGAUAACACCAGAGACCAUGGAUGGCUUGAGGCAAGCUCUGCGAGAGCAAAAGGACUUUAAAAUUACCUGCGGGAAAGUGGACUCGGGAGACCUGAGAGAGUACGUGGAUAUCUGCUGGGUAGAUACCGAAGAGAAAGGAAACGAAGGUGUUAUCAGCUCGGUGGAUGGAAUCUCAUUACAAGGAUGUCCCAGUGAAAAAAUAAAACUGGAAGCGGACUUUGAAACUGAUGAGAAGCUUGUGAAGUGUACUGAGGUGUUCUAUUUUCUAAAGGACCAGGAUUUAUCUGUGUUGUCAACUCACUAUCAGUUUGCUAAAGAAAUUGCCAUGGCUUGUAGUGCUGCACUGUGCCCUCACCUGCAGACCCUGAAGAGGACCGGGGUGAACAGGAUUGGACUCCGAGUCUCCAUCGACACGGACAUGGUUGAAUUUCAGGCAGGCUCUGAGGGCCAGCUGCUGCCUCAGCACUACCUGAACGCCCUGGACAGCGCCCUGAUCCCUGUGAUCCACGGGGGCACCGCCAGCUCAAGUCUGCCCCUGGAGAUGGAACUGGUGUUCUUCAUUCUCGAGAACCUGGGGUCGUGAGAGGCUGCGCGGCUCGCAGGCUGCACGUGGGUCUGCCGGGGCUGAUGCAGCGCAGAGCGGAAAUGCCGCAGACACUAACUGUUUGCUGUUCCAAACACUUAAGCUUUGCUUUCGAGGUAGAAAUGAUCUGUAAAAAUCACUAUGGCAAUAUUUAACUACUGAAGCGUAAAGGAUCCACCAUGUUUGAAGCUUUACAUUAAAAAUACAAGAGCUAAAAAGACGAGGAUGUCUACCUGUAAGAAACUGAUAGCAUUUUGUUUUAUUUCAUGUUAAGCCAAAGUAUAUGCACUUAGUUAUACCUCUUUAUUCCAAGAAAGUUUUGUGGAGGCUCUUUGCACAUGCGACUUAUGAAGGAAACACCUGCUUGGGUCGCAGCCCGCAGGACCCUGGCUCAGCCUGCCCUAGGCGUGUGGCCGUGGCGUAGGCCACUUUCAAGAUCUGCAGACUCUACCAAUGCUUUGAAUACAGCUAAUAACUUAUUUGUAUAAUUGAAGUGGAGACCUACCUCCAUGACUGGAGAGUUCUGAUUGUUUGGAUUAAAGUCAGAAUUUGGCCUUUUUUCUUCUCAUUAUACAAAUAUAUAUGGUUUUUCCUGAUUAAAUGGGUAUUCUUAAACGUGGGUGCUUCAGGAUUUUGUGCUUCUAUAUUUAAGUACAUUGUUUUUAUAGUAACAUGUGACUCAGAAUGUGUUUUAUAAAUCUUUAAUAAUUUAUAAAUAGGUAAUAUUUUUGUAUUAUCACAGUGCAUUAUUUUUCCUCCUUUUUUUCCAAAGCGUAUCAGUGUAUUUACCACUUGUAAGAGUGACUGACAGCAGGCCAGUGGACCUUGAGGUAGUCAUUGUGUAGCAAUAAUUAAAGCCUGAAGCAGGUUAUUUUUUCUUUUUUUACUUCAGUGUUAGUCCUUAGAUAUUUCUCAGCAAGUCUACAUAUUUUCAUCGAUGCCAUAUAUGAAUACAAAUUUUAUGGACUGAUCACUUUUGCAUAUUUUAAAUGUGAGGUUAUCUUUUAUAACAGGAUAUUUAACGUAAGUGCUAGGUAUCUGAAACUGUUACAGAGCUUUUCUUUUUACUUUAAAUAGGAAAAAAAAUAUAAGGGUGUAUAUUAGUCCUGUCACUUAUGUUAUAUAAAAUCUAAUCAUUUGUUGCCAUUUUUAUUCCUAUGCAGAAUAUUUUUUGUAUCAGAAACACUCACUGUAUAUCUGAAGAAAAGGAAACUGCACUACAUAUCCGUUACAAGACAGUAAUUAUGAUGCAUCUCAACUUCUAGAGCAAAUCAAGGCUGUUACUCAGGGUCUGAGGUUGUAGGCUAGGAGAGAACCUGAGAUUCAGUCCAUCUCAGCACAUCGUCUGCGCGGAAUCACAAGUGUAGUCCUAGCCAGAGAUGCAGCUCAGAUCGGUCUGCUGGAAACUGCUCUUUCGUAAACAAUGUAAAAUGUUACAGAUACUAAAAUGACAAUGCCUAACUUGUGAACUUUAUUGAAAUGGUCUAAGAUAAAAACAACUGCAUAUCAAACUUUUCUUUACAAUGUGUGUUUAUUUUUUCACGUAGUAGAAACUUCUUUUGUACUCACUAUUUAGGAAGUGACCAUACCUUAAAAUAACCAAAGGGUGGAAGGCUCUUCCGUGAUGGGAUAAUAAAGUCUCUCUAGUCAAUAAAAGUUGAUAAUACAUAACUAAGGUCUGGAGGCACUUUCCUUUGUAGACGUAUGUUUUUAUUGCAUUGGUCCUUAUUUGCUCAUGUUCUCCCUGGCACU
This is a messenger RNA of Octodon degus (degu), 6606 nucleotides long. RefSeq names its product zinc finger FYVE-type containing 16 (gene Zfyve16). The coding region runs from base 205 to 4854 and encodes 1549 amino acids. Gene Ontology annotation, cellular component: early endosome membrane. The transcript has 18 exons. Gene Ontology annotation, biological process: endosomal transport; protein targeting to lysosome. The record is from RefSeq and is a predicted model, not a curated record. Gene Ontology annotation, molecular function: metal ion binding. Lineage: Eukaryota; Metazoa; Chordata; Mammalia; Rodentia; Octodontidae.